This is a messenger RNA of Phalacrocorax carbo (great cormorant), 6931 nucleotides long. The record is from RefSeq and is a predicted model, not a curated record. NCBI's taxonomy places the organism in Eukaryota, Metazoa, Chordata, Aves, Suliformes, Phalacrocoracidae.
GCGGCGGCACCGGCCGCACUCAGGGCCCGACCGUGCCCGGGAGCAGCCGGAGCCGCCGACCCCGGCCCCGACCCCGGCCCCGCCAUGGCGCGGCGCUGCCCGGUGCUGCCCCUCGCCCUCCUCGGGCUCGGCAUCGCCCUGGCCCGGCCCGCGGCGGCGGCCCCAGGAGAUCCCGUGGACGUGCUGAAGAUCCUCCAGCUCCAUUCCCUGCCCGAAGGCGUCAAGAAAGUGCCGGGUUUCUGCUCCCAACGCGGCGCCGGCUCCGACGUCGCCUACCGGAUAACGCGGCAGGCGCAGCUCAGCGCGCCCACCCGGCAGCUCUUCGCCGGUAAAUUCCCGGAGGAUUUCUCCAUCAUGGCCUUGGUGAAAGCCAAACCCGGCAUCCAGGCGUUCCUCCUCUCCAUCUACAACCAGGACGGCGUCCAGCAGCUGGGCGUGGAGCUCGGCCGCUCGCCCGUCUUCCUCUACGAGGACCAACACGGCCGCCCGGCCCCCGAGGAUUACCCCCUUUUUCGGGGCGUCGAUCUGGCCGACGGCAAGUGGCACCGGGUGGCCCUGAGCGUCAGCCGGCGCUCGGUGACGCUGCUGGUGGACUGUGGGCGGCGGGAGACGCGACCCCUUCCCCGCAGCGCCCGGCCCCUCCUCGACACCCGCGGCAUCACCGUCUUCGGCACCCGCAUCCUCGAUGAGGAGGUUUUCCAGGGUGACAUCCAACAGCUGCUCAUCGCCGCUGACCCACAAGCGGCGUUCGACUACUGCGAGCACUACGGCCCCGGCUGCGCCGCCGCGGCGGCCGGCGGCCCCCAGGCCCAGGAACCCCCCCGGCAGCGGCAGCAGAGCCCCCCCGGCCCCAGCCCCAAGGGCCCCCCCAAGGUCGGCACCCCGAAAAAACAGCGGACGAUGAACACGGCACCCGCCUACGGGAAACCCCCCGGGAAGCAUCCCGGGAACGGGGGUCCCCCCGCAAACAGCGAGAUGGGGCUGAGCCCCCCCCCCCGCAACGGGGCCAGGAGCCAAGGCAACAGCUACCAGCAGGAUGGGGGGCUGCCCCCCACGGAGGACCCCUGGGGGGCCACCGCGUACCCCGAUUACACCCCGGGACCCCCCCGGGACCCCGACGGUGCCUCCUGGGAGGAGACGGGGCCGGCGCAGGAGGAUGAGGAGGAGGAUGGGGGUCCCGGCCGGGCGUAUGAGUACGUCUAUACGGACCACCCCGAGGAGCUGGGUGCUGUGCGCGGCGUCAGGGGCUACAAGGGCGAGAAGGGCGAGCCCGCUGUCCUCGAACCGGGCAUGUUGGUGGAGGGUCCCCCCGGUCCCGAGGGACCUGCGGGCAUGUCGGGACCACCGGGGACGCAGGGACCCCCAGGAGCCCCGGGAGAGCCCGGCGAGAGGGGCCCCCCCGGCCGUGCUGGUCUCCCCGGCUCCGACGGGACCCCCGGACCCCCCGGCACCUCCAUGAUGCUGCCGUUCCGCUUCGGGAGCAGCGGCGGUGACAAGGGGCCGGUGGUAGCGGCGCAGGAGUUGCAGGCUCAGGCCAUCCUGCAGCAAGCCCGGCUGGCCCUGCGGGGCCCCCCCGGACCCAUGGGGUACACCGGCCGCCCCGGACCCAUGGGGCAGCCUGGCAGCACCGGCAUGAAGGGGGAGUCUGGAGACUUCGGCCCCCAGGGUCCCCGAGGUCCUCAGGGCCUGACCGGACCCCCGGGAAAGCCUGGCCGGAGGGGCCGACCGGGGGCUGACGGCGCGCGGGGGAUGCCCGGUGAUCCCGGCGUUAAGGGUGACCGUGGCUUCGACGGGCUGCCGGGGCUGCCGGGUGACAAAGGCCACCGGGGUGAAACCGGCUCGCAGGGGAUGCCGGGACCCCCCGGUGAGGAUGGCGAGAGGGGUGACGAUGGAGAGGUGGGACCCCGAGGACUCCCCGGAGAAGCGGGACCCAGAGGUUUGCUCGGCCCCAAAGGGCCCCCCGGAAUCCCUGGCCCCCCGGGCGUGCGUGGCAUGGACGGUCCCGUGGGUCCCAAGGGGAACCUGGGGCCACAAGGGGAGCCAGGACCCCCCGGGCAGCAGGGGACCCCAGGAACCCAGGGUCUCCCGGGACCACAAGGCGCCAUGGGACCUCCUGGAGAGAAGGGUCCCCAAGGGAAACCCGGCUUGCCCGGCAUGCCUGGCUCCGACGGACCCCCCGGUCACCCCGGGAAGGAGGGACCCCCCGGCACCAAGGGCAACCAGGGCCCGUCGGGCCCCCAGGGACCCAUCGGCUACCCCGGCCCUCGCGGAGUGAAGGGAGUGGAUGGCAUCCGGGGGCUGAAAGGACACAAGGGUGAGAAGGGCGAGGAAGGCUUCCCCGGCUUCAAGGGGGACAUGGGUGUGAAAGGAGACCGGGGCGAGGUCGGCGCGCCGGGCUCCCGGGGCGAGGACGGACCCGAAGGUCCCAAGGGACGGACAGGACCCACCGGUGACCCCGGUCCCAUCGGGGUGGUCGGAGAGAAGGGGAAGCUGGGAGUGCCAGGCCUGCCCGGCUACCCAGGACGUCAGGGUCCCAAGGGAUCGCAGGGUUUCCCCGGAUUCCCCGGCAGCAACGGCGAGAAGGGCGCGCGGGGUCUGUCCGGCAAAUCGGGGCCCAGGGGUGAGCGUGGCCCCACGGGUCCCAGGGGCCAGCGGGGACCACGAGGAGCCACCGGAAAGUCAGGGGCGAAGGGCACGUCUGGCAGCGACGGCCCCCACGGCCCCCCGGGUGAGCGGGGCCUGCCAGGACCCCAGGGACCCAACGGCUUCCCGGGACCCAAAGGACCCCCUGGCCCCCCCGGCAAGGACGGGCUCCCCGGGCACCCGGGGCAGCGAGGAGAAGUCGGCUUCCAAGGCAAGACCGGCCCCCCCGGCCCCCCCGGGGUGGUGGGACCUCAGGGAGCCGCUGGCGAGUCCGGCCCCAUGGGGGAGAGGGGCCACCCCGGCCCCCCCGGCCCCCCGGGAGAACAAGGGCUACCAGGACCAUCCGGCAAGGAGGGCACCAAGGGAGACCCCGGCCCCACCGGCUCCCCUGGGAAGGACGGUCCUGCCGGAUUGCGGGGUUUCCCCGGUGAGCGGGGUCUGCCCGGGACCCCGGGCGGCCCAGGGCUGAAGGGCAAUGAGGGACCGGCGGGACCCCCAGGACCUGCAGGCUCCCCUGGGGAGAGAGGUGGCCCAGGGCAAGGUGGUCCCGUUGGCCCCCCAGGACGACCCGGACCACAGGGACCACCGGGCCCUGCCGGAGAGAAAGGCGUUCCCGGUGAGAAGGGCCCCAUGGGUCCUGCUGGCCGGGAUGGCGUUCAGGGUCCUGUGGGUUUGCCUGGCCCAGCCGGCCCCCCCGGUGGCCCUGGGGAGGACGGUGACAAGGGCGAGGUGGGCGAGCCGGGACAGAAAGGCACCAAAGGCAACAAGGGCGAGCACGGUCCUCCUGGUCCCCCCGGGCCCAUCGGGUCAGUCGGGCAGCCCGGAGCCGCCGGCGCCGACGGGGAACCGGGUGCCAGAGGUCCCCAGGGACAUUUCGGGGCCAAAGGCGACGAGGGGACGCGGGGCUUCAAUGGCCCCCCCGGCCCCAUUGGGCUCCAGGGUUUGCCGGGUCCAGCCGGUGAGAAGGGUGAAACGGGUGACGUGGGCCCCAUGGGCCCACCUGGCCCCCCAGGUCCCCGUGGCCCAGCUGGACCCUCUGGAGCUGAUGGACCCCAGGGACCCCCCGGAGGCGUUGGGAACCUGGGACCUCCUGGUGAGAAGGGGGACCCCGGUGAAUCAGGGGCCCCAGGAAUCCAAGGGGAGCCAGGAGUCAAGGGCCCACGAGGAGAGCGAGGGGAGAAGGGAGAAGCCGGAGCUGCCGGUGCUGCCGGGCCACCUGGAGGGAAGGGCCCCCCCGGAGAUGACGGGCCCAAGGGCAACCCCGGUCCCGUUGGCUUUCCAGGUGAUCCCGGACCCCCAGGUGAAAUGGGUCCCAGGGGCCAGGAUGGUGCUAAGGGCGAGCGUGGGGAGGAUGGCGAGCCCGGGGAGCCGGGCUCGCCGGGUCCGACAGGAGAGAAUGGUCCUCCUGGUCCCCUGGGGAAGAGGGGCCCAGCCGGCUCCCCCGGCCCCGAGGGGCGUCAGGGCGAGAAGGGCGCAAAGGGAGAACCGGGCGCAGUGGGUGCUCCUGGCAAGACGGGUCCUGUGGGUCCCCAGGGCCUUGCUGGGAAGCAGGGCCCCGACGGUCUCAGAGGUCUACCUGGCUCGGUGGGAGAACAAGGCAAACCAGGCACCACAGGCCAGGCUGGGCCACCAGGACCAGUGGGACCCCCAGGUCUCCCCGGCCUUAAAGGUGACACCGGUGCCAAAGGAGAGAAGGGUCACCCUGGUCUCAUCGGCCUGAUCGGACCCCCAGGGGAGCAGGGGGAGAAGGGAGACCGAGGUCUCCCCGGCCCCCAGGGAUCUACGGGGCAGAAAGGAGAAACUGGGAUCCCUGGUGCUGCUGGACCCAUCGGCCCUGCCGGACCCCCCGGACUUCCCGGCCCAGCUGGUCCCAAAGGUGCCAAGGGAGCCAUGGGCCAAGCAGGACCCAAAGGUGAACGUGGACCCCCGGGACCCCCUGGACACCCGGGUCCCCCCGGGGAGGUGAUCCAGCCCCUGCCAAUCCAGCUGCCCAAGAAGAGCAAGCGCUCUAUUGACGCCAGCAAGCUGGUGGAUGAAGAGGAGGGUGAGGAUGGAGAGAGAGCGGCCGCUGACCAGGCGCCUCGUGACUACGCCGACGGCAUGGAGGAGAUCUUCGGCUCCCUCAACUCCCUCAAGCAGGAGAUUGAGGGGCUGCGGCGCCCGAUGGGCACCCGGGACAACCCUGCCCGCACCUGCCAGGACCUGCAGCUCAGCCACCCGGGCCUGCCUGACGGCGAGUACUGGAUUGACCCCAACCAGGGCUGCGCUCGAGACUCUUUCAAGGUUUACUGCAACUUCACGGCAGGCGGGGAGACCUGCGUCUUUCCCAGCAAGGACGUCCAGCGGGUGAAGACGUCAGCGUGGGAGAAGGAGGCGCCCCAGCGGUGGUUCAGCCAGUUCCAGGAGGGCAGCAGGUUCUCCUACACGGACUCGGAAAGCCAGCCCCUCGGCGUGGUGCAGCUGACCUUCCUACGGCUCCUCAGCGUCUCUGCCCGCCAAAACUUCACCUACCACUGCCACCGCUCGGUGGCCUGGCACAGCGCCGCCUCUGGGGACUACCAGCGUGCCCUCCGCUUCCUGGCUGCCAACGAGGAGGAGCUCAGCUACGACACGAGCCCCUACAUCAAGGCUGUGAUGGACGGCUGCGCGACACGACAGGGCUCCAGCCGGACAGUGCUAGAGGUGAGCACGCCCCGCCUGGAGCAGCUCCCGCUGCUGGACAUGCGCGUCAUGGACUUUGGCGAGCCCGGCCAGAGGUUCGGGUUCGAGGUGGGCCCAGUCUGUUUCCUCGGCUAGGACCAAACCGUCACCCUCCCUGCCACACCCUGGCCUCCAGUGGGGCAAACCUUGCCUCCUCCCGUCCCCCCACCGCCUUCCAGCGGUGAAGCAGCAGGACCCGCCUCCCCCUUGCACCACAUCACCCACCCGCUGCUGCAAGGAGCCGAGGUGCCAGCCCUGCUCACGCGCACCGAGACCGCCGUGCCGCCGCUGCCGUCCCCACGGGGGCCAGGGUCUGGAGAGAUGCCAAAGAGACUUUAAUGCUUAGAAUAAAUCUAUAUUUUAAUAUGUAGAGAGACAGAGAGGAAAAUUUUUAACGGAUCCACUGGCUACCUCCCUUGGCGCCCAGCAGUGCUCCCUUCCUCCCAGAUCUCCCUCCGAAUCACAGUGCUCUUUCCCAGCAUUCCCAGGGCUUAUUUUCCAUGUGCCCCCUCCCUGGCCCCACCACCCCAGGGGGGAGCCCCUCGAGGAGUGCAUCCACCAAGCAGAAGGAGCGGUACUCGGGUUUGCUCUCUGCCUGGAGAGCCAAAGGGUUUCAAAGCCCAACGCGGCGAGCAAGCCCGGGACAACGCUGGUGUCAAGCACCGCUAGCAUGUGUUUGGGAUCAGCAGCAGGAGAGCUCUCGUACCUCUCUCCCUACGUGGAUUCACACCACGGCAACCCUCGUGCUUCAAAGCUGGUCUCUCGGGGUCGGGAGGGAACGGACCCAUGGACACAUCUGUCCCCUGGGGAGCGUUACCUCCUUUGUGCGCAACCCCACAGCAACGGUCGCUGUCUGCCUCCGACAACGCACUGACCCACCUGGGCUCUGUAGUCUGGUCCAGCCUGACUCGUAGAGGUGGAGCGGCCGCUUGACUUCGCUGCUUUGCUCAUCAAGGCUAAUUAAUUUGAAAAAAGCUUCCCUGUCCUGUCCGGGUGCUCCUUCUCCUCCCUGCCGCACCUGUUAGGGCAAAGGGGUUCCAGUCCCUGUCCUCAGUCCCACCGCGUCAUUGCAAAUCACCCCUCUUAAAAUGGGUGUAUUUAAAAAGCUUCCAACAAAGCCUGUCCCUAACCCAUGGAAGGAAGCGAGGAAGAAGGACGUUGUGUUUAUGCUGUGUUUUUUAUUUUUUAAAUUAAUUAUAUUAUUUAAAGGAGUGGAUACAACCAUCAAUACUGGUCCUUGCAGUGUAAUUUUGGAUUCCCUGCCCCACCCCCCCCAAAAAAAAACCAAAACAAAAAUAAAAACAAGAAGUGAAUUUCUGCAUGGAGAUGAACCCAGCUCAGUGCUUGGGGGAGGAAAAAAUAAAUUAAAAAAAAAAACAAACCCACAACAGUAAAAAGCUAUUUUCAUGGUGCUGUCUGAUAAAAAGAAAUUUAAAGGGGCACCAGUCUUUGCUUUUUAGUUUUCUUAAAAAGCAGAGGUGUGCCCCCUGGUGCUGAGCCGGCAGCCUGUAUAAUGUUUUGUAAGUAAUUUCUAAAGUUGUAUUGUAAUAUAUCAUCUAUAAUUUUGCUGCUUUUUGGGGGUUUGUUA